UGUCUGGUUGUCCCGUACUUCCUAAAAAGUCGUACAUUUAUUUUAUUUAAUUAAAUAACUUAUCAAUCAAAUAAAAAAUUGAAAUUAUUUCCAGUGCAUUCAUAAGAAAUGGCAAAAUUAAUAAACGUUUAUCGUGCAGACGAUACAGCUCGUUCAAAGAUAGAGAGAAGACAACUCCCUUUAUCCACUGGGGAAAAUAUGAUGAUGUUAAUGGACCUCAAUAGCAAAGGACUAGUGAUUGAUUGUCCUAUGAUAAAGGGAAAAGAAUUGGACGAGUUUAUGAGAAAGUAUAAUAUAUUAUCUUAUCCAGAACUUAAAAAUUCAUUGCAAGUGCGUGAAAAGGAUAUAUUAUUUGUAUUACGACAAAAUGUUCAAUGUGUUGGAUGCCGUCGCAGUGUGGAAAAUUUAUUUUUACAACUUUCUGAAUCGAAGUAUCCAACAUUAGAUCCUUUAGUUAUCAGUGAUGGGGUACUUACAUUAAUUGAAGAUAAAACGAAAACCCCUCAAUUAUUGGGAACUGUACUAUAUAAACAUAAGGAAAUAUUGGAUAAUGUUAUGGAAAAUAAAAUUAAAAAUCGAAAUACAACUCGAUGUAUUCUACAUUCAAGAGACGCGUUGAGAUCAAAACUGUUUUCGGAAUCAUGGCGUGAAAUAUGGACUGCAAUGAAACAGAGAUGUCGCGAAGAAUUAACCGUAAUAGAGACACAAGAGCUUUAUGACGUAUUAGAUGAAUAUCUAAAAAAACACAAGUUCUGCCAAGAGUGCAAAACCAAAGUUGAAAAAGCAUACAACAUUUUGGUAAGCGACUCAAGUUCCAAAGAAAAAGGAUAUGUUGCAGCACUAUAUUCAAAUAUUAAAAAAUGUCUAGCUGAUAAUCACAUUCAUAUUGAAACUAGAUUCGAUUUCAUAGAUAUGUUAAUUCAAAAAGCUGAAACUGAGAUUAACGGCAGUUAUUUGAAACAAAGAGAACGCCACGCAAAAACUUUAGAAGUCGCCCAAAAAGAAAUUUUAACAUGCAUCGGAAUGAUUGUAUAUGAAAGACUUAAAAAGAUAUACGUUAGUCUUCGUGAAGAGGAACGUGCUUGUCAGGUAUUAGCAGCAGUUGGAGUACAUGCCCUUAGCCGAAGUUUUAACAGUGCUGUAGAAAGUAAACAAGGAAUCAGCAACUUAGAGCUGUGCUACCAAGAAAUAAGCAGAGCCGAAAAAGCAAAAGAGUUGAAACGUGAACAACGUAAACUUAAAAAAAAGAGGAAGAAGAUUGAAAAGAAAAAUAAAUUAGGCAUAUGUACAGCUGUAGUAACAGCUGCAACAUCUGAUGGUGAGGCUGAUCAUGAUGACGAUGCAGAAGGGGAUCCUGAUCGAGACGGUGACGAUCACGAUCACGAUGAUGAAGAUGAUGAUGAUGUUCAAGAAAAUGAAGCGAAAUGUGAUGCUAAUGUUAAAGAAAAAUCUAAAUAUAUAGCAAAAAAACUAACAGAUAAAAAUCAUAACAAGCCAUUGAAAGAAAAAAAUAAUAAUUGCCCAUGCGAAAAAGUUGGUGAAGAAAUUUACACAAAAUCUAUAGAUGGUGGCUAUAGUUCAGAUCCUUCGCAACUUAAUUCUAGAACAUCUAGUGUUGGAAGCUCAUUAGAGGGUUCUGAAGUAUCUUGUAGUGAUGACUUUUGUAAUCAUAAUCAUCGAAAUAAAAGUGACAAAAUCAGUGGCAGUGAUCUUGGAACUUGCAAUGGCGUUAAUCGACAAUACAUAUUUUCAAAUAACAACAAUAAUAAAAACUGUAAUAACAUUAAAAUAUCAAAUGGGAAAAGUAACAUCAAUGUUCAUAUCAAUAACAGUCUGUGUUCCGUUUCAAAUCCGCUUUCUUUAGAACAGAUGUUGGAUUCAUUUAACGAUUUGGAAGAAGAAGACGAUGAAGAGAAAAAGUGUUACAUUCCAGAUGAAGUUUUGAUGGAGUUUAAAUGUAGAGAAGGUAAAGUAAAACAGGAACGAGCAGAGUUAAGAGAAUACUUACGAAAAAGUUUCGCUGAAAUGUGCGUCAAAACUCGAGGAAUUUGUAAAUUAACGGAUUAAAAUAAUUGAAUAUUUUAUAUAUAUUAUCAAACUGAUACAUUGUUGAAUAAUAAAUAUUAAAGCAUUUAAUUAAAA
Messenger RNA from Condylostylus longicornis, 2142 nucleotides. Its product is annotated as gametogenetin-binding protein 2-like. NCBI's taxonomy places the organism in Eukaryota, Metazoa, Arthropoda, Insecta, Diptera, Dolichopodidae. The record is from RefSeq and is a predicted model, not a curated record. Bases 109 to 2067 code for a protein of 652 amino acids. Gene Ontology annotation, cellular component: cytoplasm; nucleus. The transcript has 5 exons.